AGCAAUGGGCAAAUUGAUCUGGACCGGGCAAGCUGAACCUAGUGUCAGAGCAGCAGUAGAUUGGCUACUAAGCUUCAAGGAAUAAGUGAAUAUUGUGUUUGGUUUAUAUCAGAAAUUGUGCUGUAAAAAGUGUGUCAAAAAGUGAAAAUGGAGUUUAAACGGACACUUCUGCUUACGAUGCUGACAACAUCAUCUUUCUUCCUGCAUGUGUCGGCAAGCUUCAUUUGCCCAAAGUAUGACACUUCACGACAGUUAUCUUCUCUAUACGCGAUGCCUCACAGCCAAACAGGCUACGUGACAUGUGUUGGAAGGAUCAAAAUCGCAGCCCACUGUCCGGAGGGAUCGGUGUGGAGUGAUGCAGUGAAAACAUGCGUUCGACAAUACUCCUCCUCGGGAGUUCAGGAGCGUACGAGACGAGAUACCGCAAUAGAAACAGUGACCACAUGUGCAACGGUUUGUCCGCAAGUGUUCGAUCCGAGGAAGCUUGUGCUAGUGGAGCAUAGUUCUUGUACGAAAUAUAAUCUGUGCGUUCUUGGGCUGAUGCUGACUGUAUCGUGCCCAAAUGAUUUGCGGUUCAAUAAGGAGCGGUGUGAAUGUGAUUUCAAGGAAAAGGUUUAUUGUGAAGGUGAAGAUCCCGCGACGACAACAGUGGAUUAUGCAUCAACCACCGAUGCGACGACAGUUUAUGAUUCAACAACAGAAGAUUCCACAACAGAAGAAUCUACCACUGAAGUCGCAACAUCCGAGUCAACGACAGAAGAUUCGACAACAGAAGAGUCUACCACUGAGGUGACGGUAUCCGAGUCUACUACGGAGGAUUCUACAACAGCAGAAUCUACCACUGAGGUCGCAACAUCCGAGUCAACGACAGAUGAGUCCACUACAGAAGAGUCUACCACUGAAGUCGCAACAUCCGAGUCCACGACAGAAGAUUCUACAACUGAAGAAUCUACCUCUGAAGUCGCAACAUCCGAGUCAACGACAGAAGAGUCCACAACAGAAGAGUCUACCACUAAAGACGCAACAUCCGAGUCCACGACAGAAGAUUCUACAACUGAAGAAUCUACCUCUGAAGUCGCAACAUCCGAGUCAACGACGGAGGAUUCGACAACAGAAGAGGCUACCACUGAAGUCGCAACAUCCGAGUCAACGACAGAAGAGUCCACUACUGAAGAAUCUACCACUGAGCUCGCAACAUCCGAGUCAACGACAGAAGAGUCCACUACAGAAGAGUCGAACACUGAGGUGACAGUAUCCGAGUCUACUUCAGAAGAUUCUACAACUGAAGAAUCUACCACUGAAGUGACAGUAUCCGAGUCCACGACAGAAGAUUCUACAACUGAAGAAUCUACAACUGAAGCCGCAACAUCGGAGUCAACGACGGAGGAUUCGACAACAGAAGAGGCUACGACUGAAGUUACAGUAUCCGAGUCUACUACAGAGGAUUCUACAACAGAAGAAUCUACCACUGAAGUCGCAACAUCCGAGUCAACGACGGAGGAUUCGACAACAGAAGAGGCUACCACUGAAGUCGCAACAUCCGAGUCAACGACAGAAGAGUCCACUACUGAAGAAUCUACCACUGAGCUCGCAACAUCCGAGUCAACGACGGAGGAUUCGACAACAGAAGAGUCUACCACUGAAGUGACAGUAUCCGAGUCCACGACAGAAGAUUCUACAACUGAAGAAUCUACAACUGAAGCCGCAACAUCGGAGUCAACGACGGAGGAUUCGACAACAGAAGAGGCUACGACUGAAGUUACAGUAUCCGAGUCUACUACAGAGGAUUCUACAACAGAAGAAUCUACCACUGAAGUCGCAACAUCCGAGUCAACGACGGAGGAUUCGACAACAGAAGAGGCUACCACUGAAGUUAUAGUAUCCGAGUCUACUACGGAGGAUUUUACUACUGAAGAAUCUACCACUGAGGUCGCAACAUCCGAGUCAACGACGGAGGAUUCGACAACAGAAGAUUCCACCACUGAGGUGACAGUAUCCGAAUCCACGACAGAAGAUUCUACAACUGAAGAAUCUACAACUGAAGCCGCAACAUCGGAGUCAACGACGGAGGAUUCGACAACAGAAGAGGCUACGACUGAAGUUACAGUAUCCGAGUCUACUACAGAGGAUUCUACAACAGAAGAAUCUACCACUGAAGUCGCAACAUCCGAGUCAACGACGGAGGAUUCGACAACAGAAGAGGCUACCACUGAAGUUAUAGUAUCCGAGUCUACUACGGAGGAUUUUACUACUGAAGAAUCUACCACUGAGGUCGCAACAUCCGAGUCAACGACGGAGGAUUCGACAACAGAAGAUUCCACCACUGAGGUGACAGUAUCCGAAUCCACGACAGAAGAUUCUACAACUGAAGAAUCUACCACUGAAGCCGCAACAUCCGAGUCAACGACGGAGGAUUCGACAACAGAAGAGGCUACCACUGAAGUUACAGUAUCCGAGUCUACUACGGAGGAUUCUACAACAGAAGAAUCUACCACUGAAAUCGCAACAUCCGAGUCAACGACGGAGGAUUCGACAACAGAAGAGUCUACCACUGAGGUGACAGUAUCCGAGUCUACUACGGAGGAUUCUACAACUGAAGAAUCUACCACUGAGGUCGCAACAUCCGAGUCUACGACAGAAGAGUCCACAACAGAAGAGUCUACCAAUGAGAUGACAGUAUCCGAGUCCACGACAGAAGAUUCUACAACUGAAGAAUCUACUACUGAGGUCGCAACAUCCGAGUCAACGACGGAGGAUUCGACAACAGAAGAGUCCACCACUGAGGUGAUAGUAUCCACUGCAUCUUCAACAUCUGAAGUGCCUACAUCCGAAUCAACAACGGAAGCGUCAACUCAAUCGAUAUCAUUAUCAACGAUUGAAGUAACACCAGAUGAAACGACUUCAAGUACCUCCUCAGAAACAACAACUGCUCUCCCAGUAUCUUCAAGUACGGAGAGAACGCCAGUGUCGGGGGCCGAAAUUGUUACAGGCAUUUCCAAAGCGUUUGAAAAAGUGUCGAGCAUUUUUGAAACAUUAGCCAAAAUAUUUGCAUCGGCCAUUAAGAGCAACUAGAAUGAUAGAAAAAUGUUGUUGACUGAAUUGUAAAUUAUUUUUGUAUAUAAAAUUGUAACAACUCGUUUGACUUAAAAUAAUAAACACACACAAGUAUUGAACAAAAAACA
Messenger RNA from Anopheles coluzzii, 3182 nucleotides. RefSeq lists its product as uncharacterized. NCBI's taxonomy places the organism in Eukaryota, Metazoa, Arthropoda, Insecta, Diptera, Culicidae. The record is from RefSeq and is a predicted model, not a curated record. Gene Ontology annotation, cellular component: extracellular region. The transcript has 6 exons. The coding region runs from base 148 to 3072 and encodes 974 amino acids. Gene Ontology annotation, molecular function: chitin binding.